AUGUCAUUGAUGGUGACCAAUGGCGAUAGCAACAGUAACAGUAGUAAAACAUCGUCGAAGCGAUCGACUAUGAAAAAUUCAUCACUAUCCGAUAUGACACCUUCAACUAAUCAUAAUAACAAUCAUUCACCAAUGGACAACGACAAUCGUAUUAAGUUUAUCGAUAUGCUCGUUUGUGGUUCAUGCCAACAAGACUUUCAAUUAUCAGAUAUUAUCAAAUUCAUUGAGCAUAAAGCAGUUUGCGGAAACAAGGAAAAUAAACAGAAGAUACCGUAUCAUUAUCCACGGCGACAUCGUCGAAGAGGAGAAGACGACAAUGAUGAUGAAUAUGACGAGGAUGAAGAUGAGGACGAGAAAAGUCAUCCCAGUGGUCAUUCAAGUGAGAGUGAAAGUGAAAAUAACAACCACUCAUAUCGACAUCAUCAUCAACGAGCAUCACAAAAGCAAACUAAAUUCUCCAAAGUUCUGGUCGAUGCGAGUGCGAAUACACUGAACAAUACAGCCGAACCAUACAAUUUCGAAUGUAGCCAAUGUGGCGAUGUGUAUAGCACAGCUUGGUUUCUCAUUCAGCAUCAUCAAUAUGCGCACGGAGUCAAGAUGUAUAAUAAUUGUCUGAAUGAAAAUUCUUCGUCAAAUACAAAUUUGAAUUCAUCAUCCACUGCAGCUACGACAGCAGCGUCAAUGUUGAAUAUCGAUUUAUCUCUACUCGAAGCUGCAUUCAAAGAGGCUAUGCCAUCGAAUCGAUCGCCAGCAUCGUCUACUACAUUUGCUUCGAAUCAAUUGAUCGCAGCCGCUAAUGCUGCUCGAUCCGCACAACAACAACAACAACAAACACUAUCGAUAAGAACGACUACCGAUAGUGACAGUAACUCACGAAGCGGCUUCUCAGCAGGUGCCAAUUCAAAGACUAAUGUGCCAUUUUCUUCUCCCGCUACUACAUCAGCUUCCCAUCCUUCGCCUGCGAGUUUAUUACAAGAUGCGAUUCGAUCAAAUUCUAUUGUUCAAUUACUGAAAGACGUUGCCAAACAACAGUCGUGUAAAACUUCUAACAAAGAUAAAUCAAAUACGAAUGAUGCGUCGUUUCUCACGCCAAAAUCUUUCGAUGUCGCUAGAUCUCAUUUCGGAACCAAUUCGCCUACCAGUGUACAUAAUCAGGAUGAAUCAAGUCACAAUUCACGACGUCCAAAACGGCGACGGCCACUCGAUUCAAACACCGACGAUGAUUAUGAGCAGAAGCAAAGAUUCUCUUCGUUAUCCAAUCGACUAGCGGCCACAUCAACUCCUUCAUCUGGUUGUCUUUCAGCAUCGUUGACUCCGUCAGUAACUGUUUCAUCAUUCGAAGAUGGACCAAGCUAUCGUGGCGGUACGAAUGGCAAUAAAACACUUAGCACUGAUGCAGUUAGCCAAUCAUUGAUACCUAUCGAUCAACCUCAACAACAGAAACGUCAUCGGCGAAAACCACCACGACAAAAGCCGUUACAUUUAUCCAAUGGUAUUACAACACUACAUCAAACGACGGCAUCGGUCAAAGAUGAGCCAUGUGAUACAGAUGAUAAUAGUGUUACGUAUAGUGGUAGUAAUGACGAUGAAAAACAAUCUAAUAUAAAGAAAAAAUCCAGUUUGCUAGUACCAACCGAUGGAAAUUCUUCUAAUGAACUACCAAAUGAUAAUACAGCAUCAUUAAGCAAUUCCUCCACUUACAAAUGGUUACAUCAAGCAUUUCGUUCAUUAGUGCCGCCACACUUACAAAUAAACGACGCCGAUUUAACAACACAUACCAAUUCCACUUCUCCACAAUCAAUUUCUCAAAUGGAUAAUAAUGGUAACAAUGGUCUAACAUCAACACGUUCAUCUCCGUCACUAUCAUCAACACCACCAUGCUCAACAUCUGUACUUAAUCUCUCGACAACAAGUGGACAUACCUCCAGUGAUCGACACUCACCAUCGUUGUCCAGUAUGAUUGAUCAGCCUUUGACAUCGCCUGGUGACAAUCGUCAAAAUCAAAGCAGACGGUUAAAUCAAGGAAAUCGCAAUGAAAACAAUUCGUUAGCAUCAUCAUCGGCAUUGUAUGCUAACAAUAGUAUUAAUCUAAGUAAUAUUUCCAGCCCUAAUUCUCAACGCUUAAUCAAACGAGACAGACGAAAUGACACAUGUGAAUAUUGUGGAAAAGUCUUCAAAAAUUGUUCAAAUCUGACUGUGCAUCGACGUAGUCAUACAGGUGAAAAACCAUACAAAUGUGAACUGUGUGCAUAUGCAUGUGCUCAAUCUUCGAAACUAACACGUCAUAUGAAAACUCAUGGUCGCGGUGGAAAUGAAGCAUUUCAUUGUCGAUAUUGUUCCAUGCCAUUUUCAGUUGCGAGUACUCUAGAAAAACAUAUGCGACGUUGUGAUCGAAAUCCGCAGAUUCUUGCCGUGUUCAAACAGCACCAGCAACAACAACAACAAACAGGCUCAUCAUCCAUGACUAAUAGUCGAAGGCCAACCACCGAUGGGAAAAAUGAGUUUUAUAUCGAGACCAUCGAAGAUAACGAUGACGUGAUGACGGAUGAAUUGGCGUCAUUUGCUGAAAUCGUUGACGAACAAAAUGAUGCGAGUUUAGAUGACGAUGUCGAUGAUGUCGAUCGCACCGAAGAAAAUGAAUAA
Molecule: messenger RNA, 2643 nt
Organism: Adineta ricciae
Lineage: Eukaryota; Metazoa; Rotifera; Eurotatoria; Adinetida; Adinetidae
Source: the annotation of a GenBank genome assembly